Arabis nemorensis is the source of this 243-nucleotide messenger RNA. Lineage: Eukaryota; Viridiplantae; Streptophyta; Magnoliopsida; Brassicales; Brassicaceae. The record is from the annotation of a GenBank genome assembly.
AUGAUUCCGGCUUCGACCCAUCUCUCAAGCUUGAUUAACGCCGUUCUGGGUUCUCUAAAAGAGUGUCACAAUCUUGCUUCACGAUGCUUGAAGAGGAAAUUCGACCGCCAUGUGAGGAAUCUCUCUCUGAUUUACUCCGAUGGGAUUCUCAAUCAUGGGUUUGCUUGUAGAGACAACAUGAGGUUUUACAUUAGGGAUUUGUUCACUAGGAUGAAGAUUGGGGAUUUGGAGAUGAAGAAGUAA